Effrenium voratum is the source of this 474-nucleotide messenger RNA. NCBI's taxonomy places the organism in Eukaryota, Dinophyceae, Suessiales, Symbiodiniaceae. The record is from the annotation of a GenBank genome assembly.
AUGGGGGCGCAGCUCAUGUUCUACAGGCAACAAGAUUACGUCUGCCAGCAGCGCGCCAAGCGCGCGGCAGCGGAUGCCAACAUGGCACAGGUCCUGGCGCUGCGGGGCCGCGCGAAGCUGCAGCAGGGCCUGUCGGGCCUCGCGAACCACGAGCUGAGAUGGGCGACAGACGUGCUGGGUCCGCUAGAUGAAGGUUCCGAGAUCAAGAAGCUGCGGCGGGAGCUAAGGCUUGCGAAGGGCGAGGAAGGCCGGGCGAAACGGCCGCUCAUCGCGCCUGCAGAUGCCGCCAAGAGGACCUGGAAAACCGACGCCGUUGAGCGGAUCGUGGUGAAUGCCUUUCUCUCAGCCCAGAAUCUGGAGUGCCACGGGCAAGGGCUCACCAUUGCAGAUGCGCAGGCAAAGGAAGACCAGGGCGACGACCGAUUCAACCUCGGCUACAUGGACUAUGUGGGCGACGGCUUCCAAGCCAUGUGA